AUGAAGAGAGCCUCGAAUUCCAGCCUUUAUGCCAUCAGUGUUGACGCUGUAGCACCACCUUCCCCAUCUAAGCGUAGGAGCUCAGCUUCGGACGAGUCAGAUAUCUCUUCGGCUUCGCCGACCACACCAAUCAAGCCGUUGCGCUCGAGCCUGUCCAAGAAGGCGCCGCCACCAGGAAGCAUGGCCGCCAUCAACUCGGUCGGCAGCAGCAGCUCGACCAAUUACCAGGGCAUGUACCUCAGCUUUGUCAUCAAUGCGCUAUCAGAGAGAGAGAAGGGCAAUACCGGGCCAUACUACGAGCUUCUCGUCCAAUUUGCCGAGCCAUCAACGGGCAGAUCAGGUGCUUCGGCCUCUUCCCUGCGCUCUCUGCUUGCGGCUCUGUCGCACGUCGUGUCGGAUCUUGAUCGAUCCCAUGCCAAACUGGUGGAGAGCAUCUUUGCUCUACCAUGGACCUCGAUGGACGACAGCUUUGCGCAGAUGUGGAUCAAGUUCGUAUGCAGCUUAGUUAGCGCCAGAAGCGAGUGGCUUUCGGUCAUCCUCACAAAAGCCACCAAGGCGUUGUCGUAUCGUCUCGAAUGGUUGCCGUACCAAUUUGCUGAUGAGUUGGGCAAAAGAUCCGUCUCCACGCUCAAGCGAAAACAGGUGUACGAGCGAGUUCAUCUUCUGAUUCGUUCGCUUUUGAGCGUCGUACCCACGCUGCCUGGUGUAUUGGGACCCUUGCUUGUCCAGUUCUUACCGCACAAGAUGGUGCACAGGUCCGAUCAGCUUGUCUAUGUGCGCAACAUUCUGCACGUCAGCGAGUACUGUGCAGAGCUCUCCGAGGCGAUUCUGGGUGCUGUUAUUGAUCGAGCCAUUCAGCUCGACGUCGAGAUCCAGGUUGAACUCGAUGAAUUCGACGAUGACGAAGCCGAAGAGCUCGGAUUGGAUUUCGAAGAUCCAUUCGAGCAGGCUCUCGAUGACAUCGAUGACGGAGACAGCUCCGACGAUGACGAUGAGAGCGAUGCGGGCGACUUUGCAGAUAACCUCUCGGAUCUCUCGGAUGAGAACUACGAGCAAGGCGUGGCGACCGAAGAGCAGAAGCGCACGCAGGAGGAUCUGCAAAGAUCCAUGCGACGCAUUCGCGAAUCCGUGGCCAAGCUCGACGCCAUCAUGAUUGCGCUCUUUGAGCAUCUGCGUAAGCUCGAUGCACAGUACGUCGCCGGUGCCAACAGCUUGAACUACAGCAGCCCCAUGGAUUCUGAGGCGAAUCGUCGAAAUCUCUUUCACACGCUGCUUUCCAUCUUUGCGCGUAACAUUCUACCCACUUUCCGAUCACGCCACGUUCAGUUCCUGCUGUUCUGGUUCAACUCGUUAGACCCGGAGUUCUCAGACUACUUUCUCGGCGUAUUGCUCGAAAAGAGCCUGUACAGCAAGAGAGUGGACAUGGGGCAGAAAGACGAGCCGGCAGUGAUCCGAUCCGCUGCAGCAGGGUAUGUGGCUAGUUUUGUCAGCAGGGCCUCGUACGUAGAUGGGCCGACGACGCGAGUCGUCUUGUACAAUCUGUGCGCGUUCCUAGAUGCGCAUAUCGACGAGAGCAGCCGCACAGAUACCGAAGCGGGCUCAGCGGCGCCAGGAACAGGUACACAUUCGGUGUUUUACUCGGUGGUUCAAGCAGCUUUUUAUAUUUUCUGCUUCCGAUGGAGAGAUCUUAAGAUCACCGACGAAGAGCAGGAUGGCGGUGCUGACGACCUCGAUUAUCACGACGCCGACGAGAUCGGUGGAGGCAUGCACGACAGUGUGGGAAGUCUGGGUCAGUUUGGCGCCGAAGCGUGGUGUGAUGGGUUGACAUCGUUGCAAAGAGCGGUGACUUCGCGAUUGAACCCGCUCAAGUAUUGUUCGGCCAAUGUGGUCAAACAGUUUGCGAGGAUCGCUCAGCAUACCGGGUUCCUGUACUGCUAUUCGAUCAUCGAGGCGAACAACCGCUCUGUGAGGGGGAUCAAUCGAAGUAUUCCGGUUUCAAGGUCGACCAGUCUGAACAGGCUCCAGCUGGACGGCUCAGGAUCGGCGACUCCCAUGAGUCAGGACGGCAGCGAAAGAGGUACGCCGCGACCCGACUCGCUCGAUACGGAAGCGACUAAGAAGGAGACGGUGGUGACAACGUCUUCGGUGCUCGAAUCGUUCUUCCCGUUCGACCCAUACAAGUUGGAGUCGUCGGCAUCGUUUAUCGAGCCUCUGUAUCGGGAGUGGGCCGAAGUGGCACCUGAUGAGGACGGACAAGACUCGUCCGAGGAUGAAGAUGACGAUGAUGACGAGGCGGAUGAUGUCAGACGCAACGAGUCGGUGGCAAUUGGAGGGCUGGCUAUCCCGGGAUCAAAAUCGCGCCCUCGAACGUAUAGCAACGAGGAGGAAGAGGAAGAAGAGGACGAGGACGAGGAUGGGAACAGCUCGUCGUUCGUCUCGCAAGUCGAGGCUAUGAGCAUCAGUCCGUAUCUCGGCUGA
This is a messenger RNA of Mycosarcoma maydis (corn smut), 2478 nucleotides long. Its product is annotated as rDNA-binding RNA polymerase I transcriptional factor. Gene Ontology annotation, cellular component: nucleus. Lineage: Eukaryota; Fungi; Basidiomycota; Ustilaginomycetes; Ustilaginales. The record is from RefSeq and is a predicted model, not a curated record. Bases 1 to 2478 code for a protein of 825 amino acids. The transcript has a single exon. Gene Ontology annotation, biological process: transcription initiation at RNA polymerase I promoter. Gene Ontology annotation, molecular function: RNA polymerase I general transcription initiation factor activity; RNA polymerase I core binding.